Molecule: messenger RNA, 513 nt
Organism: Colletotrichum orchidophilum
Lineage: Eukaryota; Fungi; Ascomycota; Sordariomycetes; Glomerellales; Glomerellaceae
Product: nuclear transport factor 2 domain-containing protein
Exons: 2
Coding region: 1-513 (170 amino acids)
Source: RefSeq, a predicted model, not a curated record
AUGUCUCUCCCCUCUCGCGAAACAGAAAUGAGGGCCUCGGCCGACGCGGCCUCCAACUUUGCAGACGCCUACUACGAAGCCCUCAACCGCCGCAAGCCCCAAGGCACCCUCAAAAACUUCUACACGACAACCUGCUCCAAAUACCCCUCUCCGCCCGACAUCUCCAUCAACGGCGCCGUCCUCCAGGGCGGGCCUGACGAGUACGUCUCCCUGCUCGACACCCAGGGCCAGGACGUACACUACGAGAUCGAGUCGCUCGACGCCCACGUGGUCAACAGCGACUUUUCCCUGGGUUGCCCCGAGCACCUGCAGAGGGGCGACGAGAAGGGCGCAAAAUGCAGCAUCAUGGCUCAGGUUACGGGGCGGGUCUACUACGGCCGGGGCCGCGACGCGCCCGCAAAGACGUUCAACGAGGUGUUUGUGCUGGUGCCGAAUUGGGAUACGUUUGGCAAGAACCCACCAAGGGGCGCGCGGCGGUGGUUAAUUAUGAGCCAGAACUUUCGCGCGCUGUGA